Messenger RNA from Calliphora vicina (urban bluebottle blowfly), 1581 nucleotides. Its product is annotated as pickpocket protein 19-like. Gene Ontology annotation, cellular component: plasma membrane. Gene Ontology annotation, molecular function: ligand-gated sodium channel activity. Gene Ontology annotation, biological process: sodium ion transmembrane transport. The transcript is spliced from 10 exons. Bases 1 to 1581 code for a protein of 526 amino acids. The record is from RefSeq and is a predicted model, not a curated record. Lineage: Eukaryota; Metazoa; Arthropoda; Insecta; Diptera; Calliphoridae.
AUGACUUUUCUAAUCCAGUUGCCAACAGGCUCUGUAGGCGAGGAAGUAGAGGCACGGCGAAGUUUAUGGGAUGCUGGUGGCGCUGAAUAUAAACUUCUCAAAUAUAAUUUAUGGCAAGAGGUCGCAGAGGAUGCCAUGCAGGGAUGCAUUGAGUUUUGGCAAAAGGGUUGCAUAAUUGGUUCACAGUAUUUGGUGAAGCCCAAUUAUCAUAAAUGUGAACGUCGUCUGUGGUUUGGCAUUUUCUUGGUGUGCAGUUCGAUUGGUUUCACUUUAAUGCUUUAUUACCUGGACGCUUAUUCGCAAAAUGUCUUUCGUAUUGUCAUAGAGGAUCAUGGCCGCCAUGAAGAAUUCAAAUAUCCCACAUUGGGGAUUUGUGAAAUGGGUAUCGAGAAUGACCAGGUGACUUUCGCAAGAGUGGAAGAAGUCUUAACUGAUACACUUUAUCAAGAAUUUCCCAGCUUGAGUUCGAGUGAUGAGCUUAAGAAUUUUGUUUAUAUGUUGUCUUUUAAAAAUCUCCAUAAAGUCGAAAUCAUAGACAAAUUUAUUAAUUACACGAAGAUAUUACCACCGAAUAUAACAGAGUAUUUGCAUAGGUACGACUACAAGAAGUUGGUGAAUAAUAUUACCAGCAGCUGUGAGAAGUUUUUCAAACAGUGUACAUGGCUAAACUCUGUACAAUUUAAUUGCUGUGAAGUAUUUCACGUAGUGCGAACCAUGUUGGGCAAAUGUUUUCUAUUUAAUUCAAAUCAAACUAGCAGCAAUAAUGCCACCAAACUAGUUCAACAAAUUGAAAUAUUUAGAGAACCUUAUCGUUUGAACUUGACCUUUAAGAAGGCCGCUAAGCUAUUUUUGUUGAACAGCCUAGAUAUACCGGAAACCAUUGCACCCGUACGCAGAUAUCAACUAGACGAAAGAGGUGUAACCUUAAGUUUGGAAUUUAAUGUGGUGCCCACUAUCAAUGAUCACAGUUUAAUUAAUUUUGACCCACGGAUUUUGCGUUGUACACAAUUGCACACGAAUCUUAUGGAUACAAGGAGAACAUAUCCAUUUCAGAGUUAUACUGCUUGUAUUACCGAUAAAUACUACGAUGAACAAUUUGCUCGUUGUGCCUGCACAGAUUUUUAUGCUCAAAAGGCAAAAGUCAUGUUUUGUAAUCUCACACAAUUACUGUGUUUGGUGAAUGAUAACGGGUCAAGCAAUACAGCGCUUGGUGGCCAAUGUUUGCCGAAUUGUGACGAUGCAGAAUAUCAUGUGGAGAACGUUUAUUACAGUAAAAUCGAGGACGACAGUUUACAGAACGUAUUUACAUUGGAUUUUGUUUUGUUGAAUUUUCCCACAACCCAUAGAAGACGUCAGGCCAUCAGACAAAGCGAAGACAAACUGGCCGCUUUCAGUGGCAUAUUGGGUCUAUUUAUGGGCCUCAGUGUGGUCAGUAUAUUAGAAUUUCUAUAUUUAACAUUUUGUGCCUUUUGGAAUUAUAAGGAGACAAGCAUCACACAAAAUGCUGCAACCAUUCGUGCGAGACCAAAAAGAGCUGUUAGAAAAAGAGGCUCAAAAAACCAGAUUGUCUUUCAGCCUUGA